AUGCCAAUGCUUGAAAGAACGGCCGCAAGUCUGGAACCAUGCAACUUCCAACGAGUGCUCCCACCGACAACACUCUCUCUCAAGUCGCACCGAAGACUUCAUACCGCCUUCUGGCACCAUGGCGCUGUUGAUAUCGAGUUGUCCAGUGUAUGGCAAGCCCUCGUUCGGGAACCUCUCGAGUCGCUCAACUUUCUCCCCCUCUCUCGGUCUUCCAGGUCGGAGCCCCUGAGUGCCUCUGCCUUUUUGCUCGACUUCUUGAAUCCCCAGAGCGCAACGUCCCUCCUGAGAAGACUGUCUCCCUCAGCUCUCGACAAGUACGAGCGGCCGAGGCUUUAUCUUAGAGGUGCUGUGCCUCGGCUCUUUACAUCUUCGGCGGCUUCAGCGCAGCAUUCGCAGCAGUCCCCGGCCGGCAAGGCAUCAGAAGCCUCUGCUGUAGAACAUGAGUUUAUGAACGAUGAAGUGGCCUCUGAAGAGGAAGGCUUUGAUGAAGAUUACGACGACGAAUAUGAUGAAGCGGAAUCGCCCGCGUUUUCCGCCCAAUCAGCGCAUGUAGCCCCGACACGGCUGUCCAAGUCUCGAUGGGAGGUGCUGCAUGGCAUAUUCCAGACCGAAGAUGACUCCCAAUUUCUCCAUGCAUGGCGGCUGUACCACAAUACCCAGAACAUCGACCGACGCAGGGCGAUCCGCAACGAGUUCAUAGACUACGCAAAAAAAUGCCGAAGUAUGGACCAAUUACUUGCCCUGGCAAUCAAGUUCUCGAAGUGGGAGACCUUUGGAGAUAUCUGGGAACAGUACCCAGAUGCACACCGUGCCAAUGCCAGAAAACUCAAUUGGGAUCACAUUGAGAGCGUCCUUUCCGUAGAGGAAAUCGGAAACGGAAUCAAGUCUCUCGUGUUUCGCAUAGACCAGGCUAGCAAGUCUGUUGUGCGCGAGGAUCUCGGUUUUACCAAGAGUCUGCUGGACAGGGUGAUAUUCCCAUGUAUUCGCAAGUACUGGCGAGGUUGGAAUGCGGAUGAUCUCGCCCUGAUGCUGCAUUUACUCAAAGACCAUUUGCUCUACGAAGAUCUCAUCUGCCAUUCCAAAGAAUUAGGCCCGAGUCUCACGACCAAACUUUACAGGCAGUAUCGAAAAUUGCCUGAAGUUAAGCUUCGCGGUCACGUCAUGCGUGAAAUGAUGAACAAAGUCUUCUUCCCCGCUGACGACGCUGCUGGCAUGGAAAUGAUGGCGAGGGACUGGCACCGACGAUUCCCCAGACUUGAUAUACCCGGUUUCCGGCUCUACAUGUCUUUCUAUGCACGCCGCGGCGACGUGAAUGCAGUGCAGCGCCUGUGGGAUGAGUACACGACAGAGUAUCCUACCCGAGGAUCUCCUGUGGGCAGCAGGAACCCGGAAUAUCUUCCUCUGCUCCACGUCCAAGCGGUCAGGGGCGAGCUGGGCGAGGUACGGCGGGUGUUCGACACACUGCAAAACACCUACGGGACUGACCUCCCUGUCAUUUGCUGGAACGUACUGCUCAACGCUCAUGGAAAAGCUGGGGAGUAUGAUACGGCGGUUCGUGUCUUCAGCGUCUUGCAAGAAGCUUGCAAGCCUGAUAAGUACAGCUACGGCACAAUAAUGGGCUUGAGUGGGUCAAGAGGAGAUCUCGAAUUCACACUCGAGCUAUACCGAAUGGCCAAAAAUGAUGGCAUAGAGCCCAACCCGGCCAUGGUCGAUUGUGUUGUGGAAGCCUACUCCCAAAACGACAGGCACAAUGAUGCCGAGAGCAUCUGUGUCAUGACAACGAAAGCACAUCGGUUCAAGUUGGAAGAAUGUACUGUACUGUGGAACACGUUACUGUAUCACCAGGCCUCUCGGCGCGACUUGACGGCCGUCAAUCGCCUUCUCGUGGCGAUGACUGAACACCAGGUGCCUUACAACAACGAGACAUAUGAUCACCUCCUCCGAGGCCUGGCGCUAUGCCGGCAGCCUCAUCAUGCGCUGUACCUCCUAACAUCUGCUGUCAAAAAUCACUCAUUCAAACCGACGAUAAGGCACUAUGCUUUGCUGAUGAGUGCGUUUCUCAGGAGUGGCCAAUACACGGAAGCCCUCAGGAGCAGCACUAUCCUCCGAAACUUGGGCGUACCGAAGAGCAACGAGACCAUGGUUCGAGUUUUCAAAGCUCUAGGUGCGGAGGCCAAAAGGUCGCCAGGUGAAGACGACAGCAGGCAACGGUCUAUUUUGACCUCGGCGUUGCGACAGUUCAGGAAAGCGAUGGAACCUGCGCGGAAAUCUAAGCAAGCGCCGCAGCUUGGUCGCGCAUGGAUUCAGCCACUUAAAUUCCCAGACACUGUGGCGAGUCGUACAGAUCUGGCCUCCGUGUUGAUUUUUGUUUUCACACAAAUGAGGCAGACCAUGGCGGUACCAGAAAUUCUGCAGCUGUGGCGGAACUCAUCACCGGAGGCGGCAAACAUGCAAGAGCCUCCAUUGAAGCUGCUUGAGGCGCUGAUGCUGUCUGCUUUCUACGACGAGAAUUACACCGAAGUCAAAGAGCUGUGGCGUGUGAUCCUCGACCGCGCCGUUCACAUGAGCCGUGUUGCAGCACCCGGGACGACAAGGGAGGACCCCCUCCCAUCCAUGCGGUACAUUCUCAAUAACCCGCUCAAGACGAUGCAGCGUAUGUAUGCCGCGCAAGGUGAUGUCGAUGGCCUGCGGGAAGUCAUAUCCUCAGUCCUUUCUUCCAAGUUCCGGCUGGAUAGCAAGAAUUGGAAUUACUAUGUUCAGUUCCUGGCCUCGAUGAAGAAGUUCCGCGAGGCGUUCGUCGUGUGUGAGGAGCAGCUGAUGCCGCACUGGCUGGGCUGGCAACGGGUGCGCAGCAAGUUAGCCGGUUCCAAGACACAGCUGCCACUCGACUUGCGCCGCAAGGGUGUUAACUCCAGAGUCAACCGUCCGAUCUCGCACACUCUUUUGACCCUGACCAAGGCAUACAUGGACUUGGAGCAGAUGGCGGCCUGGAGCCCUGAGGCGGAUCGGCUGUUGAGCUACAUCGUCGACAAGUGCCCUGGUGUGAUGGCGGCUGUCAAGACCUUAGUGCGGACGGGUGAGGAGACGGAACGGAGGUUCUUCAUGAGCGAGAAGCAGGCACAAUUGGAGGAGGAUAUGAGAAGAGAGCAGGAAGAACGAGCACGGCUGGGGGACAAAGCAGACGAAGAGGUGCCGCAGGCCUUCUUGGACAUGAUGGAGCUGGCCGGGGCUGGGCAAGGCACAUCAGUGAAGCAGGAGUCCUGGGGUGACGAUAGAGACAGGGCCGUGAGUGACGCACAAAGUGACGAUGGGGACAGCCAGUGGUCUGAUGCGGAUGAAUCAGCCAGCGAAGACUGGACGCCGAGAGGGCCUGGGCGAGGAGACAAGCGCUCUCAGCAGCCGCAUGAUACCUCAUCUGGCCCUCAAGCAUCUAGGCCUUCGGACGGUGAUGUCUCUCCCGAUGAGUUGCGCAGGGCUGAGGAUGCAGUGUUUGCGACCAAGAAGCCUGCCAUCUUCUCGUCUGCAGCGAAGUCAACUCAACGGUCGGCCUCACGCACGUCCGAUAAGAAGGACAGAUGA
Molecule: messenger RNA, 3579 nt
Organism: Diaporthe amygdali
Lineage: Eukaryota; Fungi; Ascomycota; Sordariomycetes; Diaporthales; Diaporthaceae
Exons: 1
Coding region: 1-3579 (1192 amino acids)
Molecular function (GO): protein binding
Source: RefSeq, a predicted model, not a curated record